UUAUGUCAGAGUUGUUUUGUUAAAUGUUAACAAUUUGGUUUGAAAUACGAAAUGGAUGAAAAAGUUAAAAUAUCAACUAACUGGUGCUUAUUGCGAGGAAAAAAUAUUGGAGACUCAUUGGUUAUUAAGACCGUUGAAAACUAUUGUAAAGCAGAAAAUAGGCCAAGUAUCGAUGACAUUGUAAGUUUUGAACAGUCAGUACAUUUACAAGAGCCACAAGAUAAUAAAGAUGAUAAUCAACUAAAUUUAACAAAAAUAAAUUGCAAUAUACAAUUCGAGAUACAUUCAGCUUACUACAUAAAUUACCUAACAUUAGUGACAGAUUGCCAGAAAGUGGAAAUGUUCGUGGAUAUUCAUAAUGAAUAUUACAAUACUUUUAUAGGCGAAUUUUUGGAUGAUUUCGAUGGAAUGAAAGUUUAUAGAUUCGACAUCAAAAUUACCAAGAAAAUAUCACACUUUCUACUUAAGCUUAUACCACGCGUGCCGGAAAUUUGGGUUUAUGGAAUUCAAGUGGUUAUUUCCAACGGUCAACUUGUUGAUAUGACUCCGUCUUUGAAUAACAUAAAUAUAGACAAUGUGAAAUCAAUAUUAUCAAGUUCGAAGCAUAAAUUAACUCCAAAAGCUAUGGAAUGUAAAACCUUUAUAGAAAGUUUCCUUCAUGGAGCUCCAGCUAAAAAUUUUAACAACUUAGAUGGUACAACUGGAUUCUUGAAGUGCUCAUCCGAUCUAGAAAAUUUUAAAUCGCUCUUAAGUAAUACAAAAAAAAAUUUUCUUCAAGAAAGUAAUAGAGAUGAUAGCCAUUGCUCAUACAAAAUAGAUGAACUUAAAAAAUAUAUAGACAAAGUAAUAUAUGAAAUGGAAAACAAUUUUCGCUUGGAACUUCAAGCCUUAGAAAAGCGGCAAAAUGAAAAACUAGACAGAAUUAUUGAAAUAUUGUCUUCAACACAAAACAAAAUAGUUAAAUAAAUUUUUUGCUAGAAAUCGUUAUUCAUUUUUUAUAUCAGACAACUGUUAAUUAGAUUUCGCCAAAACGGCACAAUCAACGGCUCCCUCGUUGUUAAGGCGAGUGCCUCUUAGUGAUGUGUAAAGAAAAAUUCGAUAAGCCACGAAAGGACCACUAUGGCACGCGAUACAUACACGCCAGUCAACAGCGACUCAACCUCAUAUGAUGGCAAACUAUAUACUUUAAGUGAGUCUAGGUCAUUCAAAACAAGUGGAAAAUCUUUUUAAACAGAUUCAAUACACGAAACAUAGAAUAGAAAACAAAACUAAGAAUUUUGUCUUGCGUGUCUUUUAAGAAGAUCUCUUAGUUAUUGAUUCUCCUACUUUUACAGAUACGAUAAACACUUGUCUUUAUCACACCUGUGAAAGUAGAAGAUUUAAAGCAGUUUCUCCAAAAGUUCUAACAAAUCGCUUAUUUUAAACAUAUAUUUUAAUAAAGGUUGAAGAAUUUAAAAGAACAAAAUAUUACUCUACGUUUGUCUACGGAGCGUAAUAUAUUUUUAAUACUAUAUGUAUUAAAAUUAUGUUCCGAAUAUAUAUUUUUUUCUUUUGCUCAACUUUAGAGGAUGUAUUCUCAUUUU
Molecule: messenger RNA, 1583 nt
Organism: Condylostylus longicornis
Lineage: Eukaryota; Metazoa; Arthropoda; Insecta; Diptera; Dolichopodidae
Exons: 3
Coding region: 52-966 (304 amino acids)
Source: RefSeq, a predicted model, not a curated record